GAUAACAGUUUCGGGCAGCGGAACUCUUAGGCAGCCGUCUCUUAUCACACUCGCAGGGUCAGAGGUUAGGCGCUUAUCAGUUGGCGCGGCGUCGGGCGACAGUGGUAAAGCAGUGAUUUCCAUUUCGCGGCCUCCCUGGCCGACAGUUUCAAUCGGAACGCGUAGAAAAGCUUGAGAAUAUUAUGCAGAAAGUACGCUGCUUGUCAUUGCCACAAAAGCUUCUCUACUGCUUAAGCCGAGACGUGAACACAAAAGCCGGUAACUUCGCCGGAGAACAGCUGAUCGGAGCUUUAACUCGCGUCGCUGCCGCCAAAAAUCCAACAUCCACAUUCUCCCCGAUCAGACGAUACUCGUACAGCACGGAAAACACUUCUAGGAAAAUGUCGGAUCAGAAGAUGCUGCAGGCCACAUUGGAGGAGGGUGAUCCCGAGUUGGCGGAUCUCAUUAAGAAGGAGAAGGAGCGUCAGCUGGAAGGACUCGAGAUGAUUGCCAGUGAGAACUUCACAUCCGUGGGUGUCCUGGAGAGUCUGAGCUCCUGUCUGACCAACAAGUACUCGGAGGGUUAUCCGGGAAAGCGGUACUAUGGCGGCAACGAGUUCAUCGACUGCAUCGAACUCUUGGCCCAGAAACGUGGCCGUGAACUCUUCAACCUGCCCGAGGACAAGUGGGGCGUCAAUGUCCAGCCCUACUCCGGUUCUCCGGCCAAUCUGGCUGUCUAUACGGGUGUCUGUCGUCCUCAUGAUCGCAUCAUGGGUUUGGAUCUGCCCGAUGGUGGUCACUUGACCCAUGGCUUCUUCACGCCCACCAAGAAGAUCUCCGCCACGUCGAUCUUCUUCGAGAGCAUGCCCUACAAGGUGAAUCCGGAGACGGGAAUCAUCGAUUAUGAUAAACUGGCCGAGGCGGCCAAGACCUUCCGUCCGCAGAUCAUCAUCGCUGGCAUCUCGUGCUACUCCAGGCUGCUGGACUAUGCCCGUUUCCGGCAGAUUUGCGACGAUGUGGGUGCUUACCUGAUGGCCGAUAUGGCCCAUGUGGCGGGAAUAGUGGCCGCUGGACUGAUCCCAUCGCCCUUCGAAUAUGCCGAUAUUGUGACGACGACGACCCACAAGACGCUGCGCGGUCCCCGGGCCGGAGUCAUCUUCUUCCGCAAGGGCGUACGGAGCACCAAGGCCAACGGCGAUGUGAUCAACUAUGAUCUGGAGGAGCGCAUCAACCAGGCCGUCUUCCCCUCGCUCCAGGGUGGACCGCACAACAACGCCGUCGCCGGCAUUGCCACGGCCUUCAAGCAGGCCAAGUCGCCGGAGUUCAAGGCCUACCAGACGCAGGUCCUCAAGAACGCCAAGACCCUGUGCGAUGGUCUGAUCGCCAAGGGCUAUCAGGUGGCCACCGGUGGCACUGACGUCCAUCUGGUACUGGUUGAUGUCCGCAAGGCGGGAUUAACGGGCGCCAAGGCCGAGUACAUCCUGGAGGAGGUGGGAAUUGCCUGCAACAAGAACACCGUGCCGGGCGAUAAGUCCGCCCUGAAUCCUUCGGGCAUCCGUCUGGGCACUCCUGCCCUCACCACUCGCGGUCUCAUCGAGCAGGACAUCAACCAGGUGGUGACGUUCAUCGAUGCCGCUUUGAAGCUGGGCGCCCAGGCGGCCAAAUCGGCAGCCAGUCCCAAGCUGGCCGACUACCACAAGGUCCUGGCGGAGGACAAGGACAUCUCUGGCAAGGUGGCGGAGCUCCAGAAGGCCGUCAAGAUCUUCAGCAGGAAGUUCCCAUUGCCCGGUCUGAAGACUUUCUAAAACGAAUCCCCAAUCGAUUAUCCCUCACAUCAAUAUCACUUUUUUUUUAAAGCUAUUUAAGCUGAAAUAUGUGUAUCGCUGCGAUACAUUGCAAUUAUUAAGUCAUUUUAAGUCAUUAAAUGCAUUUUGAUUUCAUACCAACAUCAUAA
This is a messenger RNA of Drosophila ananassae, 1933 nucleotides long. RefSeq names its product serine hydroxymethyltransferase (gene Shmt). NCBI's taxonomy places the organism in Eukaryota, Metazoa, Arthropoda, Insecta, Diptera, Drosophilidae. Gene Ontology annotation, molecular function: mRNA 5'-UTR binding; glycine hydroxymethyltransferase activity; zinc ion binding. Gene Ontology annotation, cellular component: cytoplasm; cytosol; nucleus. The transcript is spliced from 4 exons. Gene Ontology annotation, biological process: purine nucleobase biosynthetic process; L-serine catabolic process; folic acid metabolic process. The record is from RefSeq and is a predicted model, not a curated record. The coding region runs from base 183 to 1784 and encodes 533 amino acids.